UGCCUGAGGCAUUCACAGCUAGUAAUCCUUAUCUGCACCACAGCCUUUAAGCUUGCGUUAUAAGGGUGCUGUUAAUUUGAGUUAAUUAGCACCUUUUUGCCUGACAGCCCAGGACUAAGCAGUAACAGAGCGUUUGUCAAGUACAUCACCUUCAAAGCAGUCGGGAGGAGGAUCCCCGACUCCAGUACCGCCUACACUGUCCUCUAAUCUCCCCGUGUACUUUUUGCCAGAGAUUCCAGGAAGGACCAUUCUCCCUGGCUACAGUGUAGAGCACAUUUUCCGCACCUUGCCCUGAGAACAUGGAUUCACAGAAGGACGUUCAGCCCCCAAAGCAGCAGCCAAUGAUUUACAUUUGUGGAGAGUGUCAUACAGAAAAUGAAAUAAAGGCAAGAGAUCCUAUCAGGUGCAGAGAAUGUGGCUACAGAAUAAUGUACAAGAAAAGGACAAAAAGAUUGGUAGUUUUUGAUGCUCGAUGAUGUCUGCUGAAGAUAGUGACUUCUUGAUACAAUCUUUUCUGAUAAUUUUGUUCUGUAAAACUCUUUGUGUAUAAAUGCACACUUUUAUUUGUGUUUUAAGAGAUUGAAAUAUUAAAGCUUACUGUAAUACUAAAUUUUGUCUAUAUUGUCUUCCAUCAAUAGAUUUCUAAAGCUGUUGUUUAAAUUGUAGUCAAAGUAUGCAGUAUUUUUUAAGUUCAGUGAUAAUUGUAUUUUUUUUGAGUUAUCUUUGUUUUCAUUACUCGCAUCUAAACUUUAUUUGCAUUUUAACUUUGCUAAAUGUUCUUUGGACUCCUGUGAACUGCAUAAAAUAACAGUGGUUUGAAUAAAUUCUACUGAAAAUAAAUAGAAGGCUAGAAUUGAAA
Molecule: messenger RNA, 859 nt
Organism: Passer domesticus (house sparrow)
Lineage: Eukaryota; Metazoa; Chordata; Aves; Passeriformes; Passeridae
Gene: POLR2K
Product: RNA polymerase II, I and III subunit K
Exons: 4
Coding region: 300-476 (58 amino acids)
Biological process (GO): DNA-templated transcription
Cellular component (GO): RNA polymerase III complex; RNA polymerase II, core complex; RNA polymerase I complex
Molecular function (GO): DNA binding; zinc ion binding
Source: RefSeq, a predicted model, not a curated record